This is a messenger RNA of Dujonia railenensis, 1512 nucleotides long. Lineage: Eukaryota; Fungi; Ascomycota; Pichiomycetes; Serinales; Debaryomycetaceae. The record is from the annotation of a GenBank genome assembly.
AUGAAUGUUAUUCCAAUGAAAGCCGUAAGGAAGAGAAGGCAUCCCAACCUCCGUAAGACUAAAUGUAUGAGUUGCAGAAAGCUCAAAAUUAAGUGUGACGAAGCCACUCCUAAAUGUGAGUACUGCUCACAUACAGAUAAGGAAUGCAUAUAUCCAACUGAGAAACAAUUGGACGUUAUACUAUCCGCAUCAGUCAAUGCACCAUCGUUAACAUCCAAUAGUAGGCGAUUGAAUGCUAGCACUUCUCACAUGAAUAUAUCCAAAUUUGAGUUGCGAUUGUUGUAUUAUUUUAAUCAAGUCUGCCUUACCGACCAAGCUGUUGAAAACCCAGGAAUGGAAAGAGUCUGGAAAAUCGAAGUUCCCAUGCUUUGGCAGCAAUCCGACUUGGUCAGACACAGUGUUUUUCUGCUUUCGGCAUUGAUACUCUCCAGCUUGUGCAAUUUAGAGGCAGUUUAUAAAGAAGACUAUAGUUUCGGCGAUAGUAACAAUUUUGAUAAUUGGACCACGGGUUUCUAUAAAGGAAGCAAAACCAAAGUUCUGGACACUAAUAGUACUUCAAUUGAGGAUAGAUGGAGCUCAAAGGUCCCAUUGUUUCCCUCGAAAGAUAAAAACUCCAAACAAUUGGUGAAUGAUAAACACGAUGUUGAUAAUGAAGACGUAGAUAAAUUUAAAGAGUUACUUUUUGAAAAGCUGAAUGAAUACUUUGUGAAGUCUCUAAGGAGGACUUAUGCAGUGAUGGAGAAUGUUCAGCGUCAGGAUAUGGUAGUGAAAAGUCAACACCAGGCUGCAGAAAUAGUUAUGUCUGGAAUAUUAUUGUUUUCCUUCUUAACAGUGCAACCUUACGGAUUAGUUCCCAUUAUUUCUGACGAUCCAAAAAUUACAGAUCUAGUUUCUAUGGUGAAAGGAAUAAAAGUAUCGAUGACUAAGUCAUUUCCAUUGCUCUAUUAUUCAAGUUUUGGCGAGAUCUUGAAAUCCAGUGAGCGAGUAUCUCUCCCUAUUCUCACCGAAGACGAUGUUUAUCCAAUAUGUGAGAAUUUGGAGAGGAACAUGCAAGAGUACUUUGAAAUAAAUCCUGAAAUAACUGAUGAGGAAAAGAAGCAUUUAGAAGGAGCCCUUUAUUUAUUAAAAGUUGUGAUUUAUAGAGCAAUUGAAAGUAGCAAACAAUGUCUGAUAUUAAGGUAUCUUUUCGUCGUUGAAGACUGGAUACUUGAGGAAGCAAAGCAAAGUAGGAACUUGCUUUGCUUAAAGAUACUUUUCAUUUAUGCAUGUCUCUGCUUGAUGGGUAAAGUAAGAAUAUCCCUUGAGCGUAGUAUAUUUUCAGACUACUUGCACUGGUACAAGAAUUUUAAUAUAGAGCAUUUUGGGGCAUGGCGAUACCCCGAUGACGAAGCAUUCUAUGAUCUAAUAAUUGAAAAGGGAUUAGUAGUAGAUGGUGUGAAUUUUGCAGUACUCAAAACCUUUGAUCCAUUGACAUAUAAUAUUGAAAACCACAAUACGUUAGAGCUGUACUAA